This is a messenger RNA of Spea bombifrons (plains spadefoot toad), 951 nucleotides long. RefSeq names its product olfactory receptor 11-like. Gene Ontology annotation, cellular component: membrane. Gene Ontology annotation, biological process: G protein-coupled receptor signaling pathway. The record is from RefSeq and is a predicted model, not a curated record. Gene Ontology annotation, molecular function: olfactory receptor activity; G protein-coupled receptor activity. Bases 1 to 951 code for a protein of 316 amino acids. Lineage: Eukaryota; Metazoa; Chordata; Amphibia; Anura; Pelobatidae. The transcript has a single exon.
AUGACAGGAAUGACCACUCAAAAUCAAACUUCCGUGGUAGAAUUUAUCCUUCUGGGGCUCUCAAGCCAGCCAAAGAUUCAGAUUUGGUUGUUCAUUGUGUUUCUUGCAUGCUAUAUUAUAUCACUGAAAGGCAACAUAAUUAUCAUUUGGAUAAGCCAGGUGGACCCUCGGCUUCAAACCCCAAUGUAUUUUUUCUUGAACAACUUAUCCUUUUUAGAUAUCUGGUACACAUCAUGCAUUGUUCCCAAAAUGCUUGUAAACUUUUUGUCGUCAAAAAAGACUAUUUCCUUUAAAUGGUGUAUAAUCCAAAUGUUUAUCCAUCUCUCCUUAGGUGGGACAGAAUGCUAUAUCUUGCUAGUGAUGGCCUAUGACCGGUACGUGGCUAUAUGUAGUCCUUUACACUACACAAGUAUUAUGCAUUCAGUUCUGUGCAUUAAGAUGGCAACUGGCUCCUGGAUGGGAGGUCUUAUUAAUUCAUUAAUACACACUGUCUUUGCAUUACACUUGCCAUUCUGUGGCCCUAAUGUAAUUAACCAUUUUUUCUGUGAAGUACCUGCAGUGCUAGAUCUAGCAUGCGUAGAUGUCUCACCUAAUAAGACUGUCAUUUUCUUUUGUGCCAUAUUGGUGGUCAUGAUCCCCUUUUUCCUUAUCCUGAUAACGUAUGUCUACAUUAUCGUCAAUAUUCUUAAGAUCCGUUCUUCUGCAGGAAGGAAAAAGGCAUUUUCUACCUGUGCGUCGCAUGUCAUUGUGGUUUGCUUGUUUUAUGGUACCUGCAUAUUUAUGUACAUGAGACCUGGACAAAGUCACGUUCUUAAUCAAGAUAAAAUGGCUACCUUGUUCUAUAGUGUUGUUAUCCCAAUGCUGAAUCCACUUAUAUACACCCUCAGAAACAAAGAUGUUAGAGGAGCUUUGAAGCAAACUAUCAAGAAAAAGGGAAUCAACUUCUCAUGA